Molecule: messenger RNA, 2891 nt
Organism: Trichoplusia ni (cabbage looper)
Lineage: Eukaryota; Metazoa; Arthropoda; Insecta; Lepidoptera; Noctuidae
Product: seminal metalloprotease 1-like
Exons: 6
Coding region: 715-2802 (695 amino acids)
Biological process (GO): proteolysis
Molecular function (GO): zinc ion binding; metalloendopeptidase activity
Source: RefSeq, a predicted model, not a curated record
UUCAAUUCAACAGUAUGUACGAUUCUCUACAUAUUAAAAUACCUUUUUAUUUCGUAACGGUUGUACGGAGUUAUCAGUAUUGCAUAUCAAAAACAAUGGAAGCGGUGCUUUCUAUAGAAGUGCUUUUAAAGAGCCAAUAGUUUAUCAUUACUACGGGUACUGAUAAAUACGCCUCAGUUGUCAUUGAAGUAGCAUAAAUUGUUUCUAAUCUAAUUAUUCACACUAAAUUUCAAUACGUAUUUCACCGGAACGGUCAAUUUUGCUUUCCCUUUACUAUUGAAUUACAAAAAUUACAAGUUGGUGUUAUUGUUAGAGGACGCAAACGUAGAAAAUAACUGGAGCCAGUAAAUUUAGCAACGUGGUGUUGCAUGAGUAAUGGGUGGUGGCACCGACUGCUGCCGCUGUCACCAGCGCCGGCGCUGACGCAAGCGGCGCUGGCGCAGUUGCGGCCUAACACCUUGUGAAAUGGUCGUAUCGGAAGCUAUAUUAAACUUCGCCCCACCCCGGCGGGUUUUAUCCUACAGAAAAAAUCACGCGCGAAUGGACUAAUCUAUCGCCGGCUUGAAUUAAAAUCAUUAACAUAAAUAAACAUUUAAAUAUCUACCGUUAAUAUGACAUACUUUUUUCAAAAUCACCGCGCGAGUUAAGAAGAAAAAUCGAUAAUAUCGUAUGUUUAUUUACAUUAGUUUGGCGAAUAUUUGAGAUAAGUAUAACAUGGGACGAAUAAAGCUUUCUGUGGUUCUAAUCGUUGUCUGUGUGGUCAAGUGUUUGGCGAUGACAUAUGACGAAUUAGAGGAUUUUGCGGAGCAUCUUAAGAAGACGUCGCAACUCAGCCCAACAUUAAAAAAAGGAGUAAAUCCUGACGAUGACUACGAUGAUGAUGAAGAGGUGUCUGACCACGCGUGGGAGGAGAGCGGCAAGUUCGAGGGAGACCUGAUCCUCAAUGAGCGCCAGCGGAGGCUGAUCGUUGAGGACGUUGCCGAAGGUCUCUCCAGGAACGGGAUUACUGAUGGCACCAAGCGGUGGCCGAAUAAUGAAGUCACCUAUUACAUACAAGUAGAACAUUUCACCAGUGACCAAGUUCAAGCCAUCGAGAGUGGGAUAGAGGAUCUGGCGCGUGCGUCCUGUGUCAAAUUCCGACCUUACAGAAAAGGAGAUCGUGACGCGGUAGUGAUACAGGGCAGUCGACGGGGUUGUUUUUCCCAGGUGGGCUAUCAAGGCGGGUACCAAGUGCUGAACUUGUCCGGCCGGCACCCGGUCGGGCGCGGCUGCUUCCGGCAUGGCACUGUCGUACACGAGCUCCUACACACACUUGGUUUCUACCACAUGCAGAGCAGCCCCGACAGAGAUGACUAUGUUGAUAUUAUCUGGGCCAACAUCGUACAACCUGCGAGGCAUAACUUUCGCAAAUACAACUCGUUCUCCGUAUCGGACUUCGGCGUGGGGUACGACUACGACAGUGUCCUGCAUUAUAGCCGGCGAGCUUUCUCCUCCAAUGGUCAGGACACCAUUGUGCCGAAACAGGCUGGGGCUCAAAUUGGUCAAAGAACGGGACUAUCCGAUAAGGACACUCAAAAGUUAAACAAAAUGUAUUGUGAUGGAGACGUCGACAACAGCCCAGCAGAUGACGGCACAUCUAGUAAGACGAAAAAUAAGAAGAAACGAGUGAAGAACAAACCUUUUCAGGGGCAGGGAAUCGGAUACCAUCAAGGUAAAGCUGUGGCCAUCAAACUAUUGCCCGCUGCUGAAACAUAUAAGUUACGUGACGUACCAAGUUUUCAUGUAUUUGAUUAUUUUAGUAAAGAGCCGCAAAUCAUGCCGACGUCGGAAAACGAAGGUUUUCGCAUUGGUAAAGAAAUAGCUUAUUCCUACAUGCCACCUGAACCACUGACUAUUAUAAACUACAACAUGCCACAACACUUCAAUGUUCAGCCCGAAGAAAACAUAUACGGGAGUGACAGAAGCCUCAUGCUCCCCAAAGAGGAAGAAACAAAACAAGUGAAACAUUCUAAUAACAAAAUGUUACACACUCAUAAGACUACUAGUGACGUUCCAUUACGAGACUACAAUGGUCCUGAAACAGAGCAGAAUGAUCCGUUUGAUAGGCUGUCAAAAAUAUUAAAACUCCAUGUAUACCCUUCGCAAACACCAGACUUAAGAAUUUACAAAGAAGAGCCUUACUCCAGCUAUUAUGAUUCCCGAGGCUUGAGGAAAGAGCAGGACAAGCUAAUUGCACCAGAACCAAAUAGAUCAGAAAAGUUUGAGAACGAUAAAGUUAAGUCGGCUAUGAAAUUCAUUGACAGCCUUCACGGCUUCCAUUCAGAUGAAUCUAAUUUACGUAUCCCACAUAGCGGAAAACAAGAUAAAUAUAGAAAUGAGAAAAAGGAAAUCAAUAAUAAAGAACAUUUGUUCUCGUUGGAUUAUGACGAGAGCGACAAACACAUCCCAGCGUACACGAUUCCUUCCUCAUUAAACAAGAAAUACGAAGACGAAUAUGAUGCUAGACUAGGUUUUGAUUUUCCGGAAUACUAUCAAGACAAACUUAAGUACAGUCAGUCUCCGAAAUCGCAAGAUAAAAAGAAGUCCAAACAACAGAAUGAUUGGUAUCAAGAAGAUUACACUCCAUUUUAUUCUGAUCAUGAUCCAUUCUUGCAUGAUUAUUCAAGGGACUCCUCUCGAGAAGUUAACUAUGACGAAAAACCGAAUGAGAAUAUUUCUAGUUCUUCGACCGCAGUAAGAACUCAGGAGUAUUCAAUAUUUCCACCUCAAAGACCCACGAACUGGUACACAAGUGGUAGAUAGAAAAUGUAGUCUUAAGCAAUGUUAGUUAAUAUGUUGUACAGUGUUAUUUAGCUUAUAUUUUUUAUUUAAGUCCAUAUUUUUAAACAAAA